Messenger RNA from Diabrotica balteata, 603 nucleotides. The record is from the annotation of a GenBank genome assembly. NCBI's taxonomy places the organism in Eukaryota, Metazoa, Arthropoda, Insecta, Coleoptera, Chrysomelidae.
AUCAGUUCAAUAGCAGCUUUAAAAUAGUUCAAAUAAAAAACACAUUUUACAAUGAAAGGUAUAGCUAUCCUUGCUUUAUGCAUUUCCGCAGUCGUAUCUCUUCCUUUGGAUGUCAUUGAAGACGAAAGUGGACAAGAAUAUGUUUUAGUUCCAGUCCAUAGGGAAAGAAGAGAUUUAACAUGGGGUGCGAAUCAAAAUGGAUAUACUCUUGGUCAAAAAGGAAACAUUUGGAGUAAUGGUAAUCACCAAAUCGACGGUGCUUACACUGGUUCGAAAGCUUGGGAUUCUCAUGGGCUAAAACCAGAUUCUUUUGGAGGUCGUGUAGAGUAUACCAAUAAUCCAUCAAAAACUACUGCCUUUGUAUCCGCAGACAGGACGCCUGGAUAUGGUACUGAUGUCAACGCUGGAGUUAAAUACAAUUUUGUUAAAGACAAGCAUCUUAACGUAGAUUUAACAGGACAAUAUAGCCAGCAUCAUGGUGGGCCUGGUGGGAAUGGCAAACCCGAAGCAGGAGUAUUCUUAAACUUUGAAGCUAGACCCUAAAUCUCAACAUAGAUCAAGAAGACUGUAAUAUAUAUAUUUUAAUAAAUUAUUAUUUUUUAA